AUGGCUUCCCCUUACAGCCAGGAGCUCAAGCCCGCUGAGCCCACACCUGCCCAUCCGGCCCAGUCCGAGGUCUUCGUCGAAGAGGUAGACGACUGCGAGUCCGAGGAUGAAAGCGAUGACUCCAUUCGCCAGUCCAACCCCGAUCUCGAAUCGGGCGGCACCACAGUUGCCAACACUCCUUACGCAGCCGGCUCCCAUGCCUCCAGCUCCACCGGCCUCUCUGACUCCAAGAAACACAACGAAAAGUCCGCUGUCCGGGUCCGCCAGCUCGUCCCUGAUAUCGACCCUCUUGUGUACCACGGUCUAGACGCCUCCCCCUUGCCGCCCAAGAAAGGCAACCGCCUCUAUCGGUACCUCCGAUGGAACUUUGGGUCUGUCUACCGCCGCAUUUUCUGCCUGGCCUUCUUGGGUAACGCCGCCGCGGUCUUGUGGUUCAUCAUCCGCUCGGGUAUCGAGAACCGCCCGAUUCUGAACUAUCAACAAGCUGCCACUGCCGUCACUGCGAACCUCUUGAUGGCCCUCGUCGUCCGCAACGAGCACGUCGUCAACGCCAUGUUCUGGGUCUUUGGUACCUGGGCCAAGGUGCUUCCUCUCUGGGCCCGUACCCUUUCUGCCAAGAUUUACUCUUAUGGCGGUCUUCACUCGGGCGGUGCCGUGGCUGCCACCUUCUGGUAUGUCAUCUACCUCGUUCUGCUCACCAUCGACUUCCGCUCCCACCAGGAAGGUCCCCUCGAUGCCAUCCGCGGAUACAUCUACCUCUUCAGCUACUCCAUCAUCGCCAUGCUCGUGGUCAUGCUCAUCUUUGCGCACCCCCGCAUCCGUGUGCUGAUGCACAACUCCUUUGAGAACACGCACCGCUUCAUGGGAUGGACUGUCAUCGGCCUGUUCUGGGCCCAAAUCAUGCUGGAGACCGCCGACUCCUCCAACAGAUCCUCUCCUCACCACUCCUUCGGUCAUUUCUUGGUCCGCAACGCCGCCUGGUGGAUGCUCCUCUUUACCACCCUCCUCAUCGCCUACCCCUGGUCGCGCAUGCGUCUCCGCAACGUCGAAGCCGAAGUCCUCUCGCCCCACUGCGUCAAGCUCAACUUCGAAUACCGCGAUGUCUACUUUGGCCAAGCCGUCCGCCUCACCGACGCCCCCCUCAAGGAAACCCACGCCUUUGGCGUCAUCCCCCACCCGCUCGCUCCCACCGCCGCCGAACUUGCCGACGAGAAGAGCGCCAUCGAUGGCCAACCUUUCCAGCGUCUCUCCCACGGCGGCGACAAGGGCUUCUCUGUCAUUGUCUCGCACGCCGGCGACUGGACUCGCAAGAUCAUUGACCGCCCUCCCAAGCAAAUCUACACUCGCGGCACUCCUCAAUUCGGUGUCAUGCGCUGCGCUGGUCUCUUCUCCCCUGUCAUCGUCAUUGGUACCGGAUCCGGCAUCGCCCCGUGCUUGUCUCUUUUCACGCAACGUCCCGAUCAUCCGGUGCGCAUCAUUUGGUCGACGCCCAACCCGCUGCAGACGUUCGGGCGCUCGCUGCUGGAUCUGAUCUACAAGACGGACCCCGCGGCCGUGGUGAUUGAUACUCGCAAGACGGGCAGGCCCGAUUUGGUCAAGGUAGCGUAUCGCAUGUGGGAGCAGAGUAGGAACGGUAUCUUUCCUGAGGAGCUGGUGAGGCCCGAGGCGAGAAAGCCGUGUGAGGCGGUGGUGAUCAUUUCGAACCAGAAGGUUACGGAGAAGGUGGUGUACGGGUUGGAGAGUCGGGGGGUGCCUGCUUAUGGCGCUUUGUUUGACUCUUGA
Neurospora tetrasperma FGSC 2508 is the source of this 1782-nucleotide messenger RNA. RefSeq lists its product as uncharacterized. The record is from RefSeq and is a predicted model, not a curated record. Lineage: Eukaryota; Fungi; Ascomycota; Sordariomycetes; Sordariales; Sordariaceae. The transcript has a single exon. The coding region runs from base 1 to 1782 and encodes 593 amino acids.